This is a messenger RNA of Anneissia japonica, 3282 nucleotides long. Its product is annotated as sushi, von Willebrand factor type A, EGF and pentraxin domain-containing protein 1-like. The transcript has 4 exons. The record is from RefSeq and is a predicted model, not a curated record. Lineage: Eukaryota; Metazoa; Echinodermata; Crinoidea; Comatulida; Comatulidae. The coding region runs from base 265 to 1194 and encodes 309 amino acids.
CCUGAGUACACAUUACUUUCGCUUUCUAUCAAUUUGUAUAUAUCAUCAACUUGUUUCUCAAGUGUUUUUGUAAAUACGCUUUUCACUUGGAAUAAAUUGUACAGUUCUACAUAUAAAUUAGUGUGGUGUAUUUUUAUCAUCUCAUCGUACACUUACACUAAAGUGGUGACCCCGACGUUUCAGUACACACUCUUUGCAUCAAGUUAAUAAUGGAAGGACAACAGUAACAAGUUCAACAGCAACAACCUGUCGUAUCUGCUUCAGAUGCUGCACCGCCUGCAAUAUCAUCAGUGUCUGGGCCAACGAUUGGGAAAGUCCGUCAAUCGAAUGUCCGUCCCUAUACAAGGAUACACAGAUGAUGGAUCAAGAUUUGCUUUUGUAACUUGGAACAUCACGCUCAAUGAUAAUAUUGCAGUUGUUCAUUGUAUGUCCAACGAUUCCCGUGUGGUGCCGACUAAUUCAACACUAAACCACACCAAUAUCACCUUAGCACAGAAUGGAUUUUUUUCUAUUGGUACAAAUCUGGUUGAUUAUAUAGUGACAGACAUGUAUGCAAACAUAGGAAAGUGCUUGCUUACAAUCAUCGUCACAGACAAUGAAAGCCCAACGAUAAUUUGUCCGAGAAAUUUUUCAAAUUAUUACGACCACAUAUUUGGUUUCCAUCGCCUUGUUGCUGAUCACGGGCGGCCCUACGCAACGGUCACAUGGUCUCCUCCAGAGGUUUACGACAACAGUCAAGAUUCUGUUACGUGGGAGAGCUUUCCGUAUAAAUCAGGGGAUACCUUUCCUCUUCGAGAGUUCCCGCCAUACAAUUUGAAAUUUACUGCAUCAGAUCAGUUUGGCAAUAACAGAUCUUGCUACAUAUAUUUUAUUGUAAUCGAUAUUGAACCACCGAUUAUUACGUGUCCAACCAACAUUACAAACUACUACGACACAUACUACGGAAUUAUCAGAGCUGUAAUUGAUCCGGGUUCUUCUACAAGCACAGUCACUUGGGAUUACCCUUCUCUAUCUGACAACAGCGGAAGUAAAGUAAAUGUGACGACAUCUCAUCAAUCCGGUGAACGUUUUCCGCCGAAGUUCUAUCCACCAUAUGAAGUGGAGUACAUUGCUGAAGAUGAGUCGGGAAACAGGAAUUCCUGCAAAUUUUACUUUCUCGUUACAGGCAAGUUUCCUAGUGGCUUAAUAAACUAGCGUUUUAACAAUUAACCAAACAAUUAUUAUAGUCAUCUCGUGUUUUAAAUUACAUAGUUUUUGAAAAUACCCGCCUUUGUUGUUUUGGAAAAGGCAAUAGUUCAUAGAUUUGUUAACAUUUUCGAUUGUGUCUACUACGUUAAUAUACUCUUCGGGUUGUGUAACUAAUAAAUUAAACUCUAUAAUUAUUUCUCUGUACCUGCUAUUGGAUUUCCGUAGCAUUAUUAUGGUACUGACUUUUUCACAGUAUUGGUUGAUAAGUUUUUGAGAAACUAUAUAACAUUUUUCUCUCUUUUUAAAUACCCUUUACCAGACGGCACCAUAGAUUGCUACUCAUGGGUGGAAUUUAUCAUAAUACAACACAUAUUCUCAAGCCGGUUUACACUAGGCGAAUUUAUUCGCGCAAAUCGAAAGCGUCGGCUGGCAUCGCAAAAAGUAGAAUAGUUUGAGCUUCUGAUUGCGCUGAGGGAAAAACUCCGAUAGAAUUUUGAAUGCGUAUGCUCACGAACCGCCGCUUAAGAUUCGCGCCGAAUAAAUAGGCUUAGUGUAAAACCGGAUUUAUCUCGACAACAGCCAAGCUGUUGGUUAAAGCCCCAUUUCCGGCAAAUUCACUAAAAAAAACUGUCAGAAAAAAAUGCAUAAGCAUUACUUUAAUUAUUAUAAACCAGGUCAUUUAUUGGCAUAAAUUUUCGUUUUGCGCCGGAGAAAAAUGAACAGUAGAGACUAUUUCCACUUAGAGGAUAACCGUUUUCUCGACAACUUCUUUGUUACUAGGCAAAUUGAAGGGCUGUAGAUCGCAUCGGCUGGCAUGCUCUCGCCAGUUGCUUUUUGUGUAUAAUUUAUACAGUCGAGCGUUCGAAGUAGGCUGUGUAAUUGUUUCGCGAACCUGCCGCUUUCUUCUUUAUUUUUAAUAUUUUUUUAUAUGUCCACCAAUGCCAAGAACUUUCAUGAUAAGAUAUUUUAUUUCAUCCCACAAUUAAUUGAAUAAAAGCAGGGCCUAAUUAAUCUGAUUUAGGUCAACUAAACUGUUUACCUCGCCGUCGAUACAAUCGUAAGCGAUACAUAAAGUGCGCCCUCUCUAAUGAGAUCAGCUUUUGUACCUCGCACCUCGCACACCGUGUUCGAUCGAGUGGGCUUGAGAUAAGUUUGUUUAAUUGUCAAAAUCCUGGUCAGAAUCGUGUUCAUGCUUGACAACAGAACCUAAAUCGAGGUGAGGCUAGGCCCAGUCUAACAGUGUUGUUAGUCAAAUCAGGGAACAGUGAAAUUACUGUAAUGUCACUGUUCCCUGGUCAAAUGUUUCCGGCGCCUACUGUAUUUCUUCACCAAUAGAUUAGCUAUCGGAAAAUCAAAAGUAGAAACUCAUCCGCGUUUAUUUUUAUUUAUUUGUUUAGGCUUUUUUGUGGAAUAUAAAAAAAGAAAUUAAAUUUUGGGUCUUAUUUUGCUUUUUUUUAAUGUUUAUCAAUGUCUAAAUUCAAUCUAGCAAUUUCUUAAAAAUCAUUCUAACAUAAGCCUAUAUAAAACUCAGAUUUUUCUUUAAAAAAUGAAAUUUUACCGAAAAUGAAGCUUCAAAGUAAUCCAUAUCAAUUAAAGAAUACUAGAUAUAUUCUUAUUCAGAAUCAUUGCUGGUAUAUAAGUUUUAUAAAUAGGCUUAACAAUUAUGCUAAAUCAUAUUAUAUAUUUCUUCUAGUUUUCUUUUACCAUUACUGAUAAUUAUGCUUAGACUUAGGCAUAUACGGUAUAUGUCUGCUAUUAACCUUCGAGACUGAAAGUCUAAAUACAGUUCUUAUUAAAAAAUUUAUUACGUUUUAAUUUAAGUUUAAGUUAAGUAUUGUCGUAUUAGACUUUACAAUACCAUCAAUCGUUAACUAUAUACACUAUUAUCAGUGUGAGAAUAAUAUACUAGACUUCUAACAUUUAAUACGUCAUGAAAUCAAAAUGAAAGCAUGUAAUUUAGUUUCAUAUAAAGAGCUAGGUUCUAUUGCAAAAUAAGUUUUUUUAUCACGUGGGUUUUUACACUAAUUAAUAUAUUCUGGAUUGUUUUAAAACGCCAUAUUUGUCUACAUUAUUAAAAUCUGGGCCUGAAGACUA